AUGACCAGUGCUCGGUCUCACUCCAGUCUUAGCCAAGCAAGCGAGAGGAGCAAAAGACUGAGGACUUAACGCUGUGCCAUGAGUAAGAUGUGCUUCGUCGGAUUGUUUAUUUUGUUUCUUGUCAAAUCUACAGAGGGGUAUCCUGAUGGGGCCCCAGAGCGCGCCUGUUUUUUCAUGAUACCCAGACACACGCAUCCUCAAUCAGGCAGACCGAUUUUCAAGCAGGCUGGAGGAACUCCAUACAACAUCACCCUCAGCUCGCUGACCUACACACCAAACCGUCCACUCAGAGUGACUAUUAGCGGCGCACCCUUCAAGGGGUUUUUGAUAGUGGCGGGAGAAGAGGGGUCCAAGGAUUGGCCCACAGGGCAAUGGUACACGGAGAAUGAUGCUGCCCGGCCCAUGUUCUGCUCGGGUAAAAACGAUGCCAUCACCCACACUAAUUCCAGGUGGAAGGACUCCAUCACACUUCUGUGGUACGGUCCUACCCACAGCACGGCAGACAUGAUACAGUUUAUAGCCACGGUGGUGACAAACAGAACCACGUAUUGGACAGAGAUUAGGUCCCCCAGAAUCACCAUGGACAACGCCGCACAGGAGGCACAAGCUGAAUUUAACCCUCUAACAGCUGCCAUGUCUAGCUUCGGAUCCUCGGGACUUGAUCCAUGGGGUUACCCUACCACUGACGCCUGGGGGUGGGGAGGCGGACUUGGGGGAAAGGGUAGCAGCAGAAUGUCUAUGAACUCACGAUCAGGGGGCUCAGGAGGCGAGGGGGCGGGGGCAGGAGAGGCCGCACCGGCGGGGGAGGGGGUAACGCCCUCCUCACGAAACCCGUGGGGAAACGCUAGAAUGAACAUGUUUAGAUCAAACUUUUUUAAUCCCUUUUCAUUAUUCUGGAGGAGGCGGAAAUGAUCCUGAUCAUCAGAGUUUUAGAAGUUUGCUUCGUGGGUGUGUAAGGACCAGUGAGGGCGUGUGUCGGGUCUAGCGAGAGGGGCACUACCGCACAGGAUCUCCAAUACUAUUCUCAACUUUCUUCUUUCGUUUUUUAUUUUAAAGUAUUAGAACAAAAAAUCAAUUUGAAUAUUUAAUGCUACAUUAGAACAUCGGUACCUAGUGUGUUAUUAAACCAUAUUUUUGGUUGGAAUGUAAAAUUGAUGACAAUGAUGUAUAAGUAAUUAUAUUGUACAAGUUUCACACUUCACACUGUGUGUGAGAUACAGUAUUUCAGACAAAAGAUGGAGAGACCUGUGUCAAUAUAUUAUUUGGUCUGAUGACCUGUAUGUAAUUAAUUACACUCCGUGUAAAGAUGUGUUUAUGCUUAUGUUUAUUUAUUACCUGUCAUGUUGCAUGUAAGAUAUUAUGAAUGUCACUGAUUUUCUGCAGUACAUAAAUUGCAUGGGCUGUACAUUGUACAAGGAAAAUUAAUUAAACAUCAAGAUAAAAAAGAA
This is a messenger RNA of Magallana angulata, 1448 nucleotides long. RefSeq names its product putative defense protein 3. Bases 79 to 912 code for a protein of 277 amino acids. The transcript has 4 exons. The record is from RefSeq and is a predicted model, not a curated record. Gene Ontology annotation, molecular function: oxidoreductase activity, acting on metal ions. NCBI's taxonomy places the organism in Eukaryota, Metazoa, Mollusca, Bivalvia, Ostreida, Ostreidae.